GUCAUGCCAUGCAAUUGUCUAAUGAAUUUUGUCGACAGCUUGACUUAGUAUAGAGUUGUGUUUUAUUCAGGAAUCAGCUUUAUUACUGAUCGGAAUUGUCAAUAAAAAAUAAUAUACUCUCAAAUAUUGAGUGGAAUUGGCAUGAGCUCCAUGGAUCCGGUGAAGCUGUGUGCUCAAGUGCACUUGGCAGUAUCUGCCUUGGACCCUGCCCACAACACCACUACUAUUGUGAACCUCUAUCGGGCGCUGAUAAUGGAACUGAACAAACUGCAGGCCUCAUCUGUUCACGUGGCACCAUUGCUCAGUUACACACACCUCAAGAUGGCAGAUGUUCUCCAGAAACACACUUCGAAUUCGAACUUAGUGCUGGAGCACUGUAAUUAUUGCAUUGAACUGGCGAUGAAAGUCCAAAAUGAGCCUGGCCAGGAUCCCUGCUUGGCAGAUAAUUGUCUUCUUGCCUCAUGGAAAUCACAUGUUGUCCAUGUCCAAAAGGGCAAUGUAUUGACCGCAGUGGAAAUCUUGACCAAUAGCGUCUCAGUAGCUCAGUGCAACCCCAGAUGGUUUUUCAGAUUAGUUCUUCGAAUAGUUAGCUUAUCGUGUCCGUUAGCAGAAGUGGCUUCAAAAUAUAAACUAGACAGCUGUAUGGACGUGUUAGUCACAGCAGAGAAAUAUGCAGACAAAAUCAGGACCCAGUACAUGUUUUUACUCAUGAGAUUACAUCGAAUAUUAUUGCUCAUGAAACAAGGCUCAACGGAGAGGGCGGAAAGCCUAAGCGACGAGAGUGACGCUUUGGUGAAUCAGUUCGCGGAUACUGCGAAAAACGAGUUCCAUGGACAACACAUUAAAGUGCACCAUCUCAUGCUGAAUAUGCUGGCCAAAUUGUCGGUGGGAAAGAUCAAGAGCACAAGAGGCACUUUGAAACAACUCCAAGAUGCAAUUAAGAUUCUCACUCAGUCCAAUUUAGAUGGUAUUAGGUCUAAGAAUCCGGCAGAGCAAUUUCAGUGGAUGAGAUCCGAGCACAUGUGUAUAUUGGCAUAUCUUAUAACUGUAAUUCACCAUUCGUGUGGCGGCUCCCUCGAGAAAGCCAAAAAGUACGCAGAGAAAGCAUUGAUGCAAAUUGAGAUUUUAAAUUCUGCCAAUGAACUGAACGUGCCACAACAGGGAUCCUCGGUGGAGUCGGUUGUUCAUCAUGACCAGAUGUUGCUGAAGCUUCACGUGAUGAUAAUGGAGAGCGUGGUACAAUGUGACUUGGUGAUGGGACAAAAGCAAUUGGCUAUUAAAAAGAUUGCUCAAGUGGUUUCAAUUGGAAGCAAAAUAGAGCGUUUCUUCGAAAGAUUCGGACCGCAGAUCCAUAUGCUCAUGGGUCUAUACUCAAUGACUAUGAACAUAAUGGAUAAUGCCGAAGCCCAGUUCCAGUCUGUCCUAACCACCUCUGUCAACAAAGAUCUGGUUAUUUUUGCAGCCUUGAACCUUUCUGUGAUCUUUCUACGGGCUGGUACGCGACCAAACGAGGCUGAAAAGAUCUUAUCCACAGUUGAUCCUAAGAACUUUCCAUCUCCAUCCGAAAUAUUGAAAGCAGCCGCUUACUUUUUGCGCAGCUUACAUGCUUUCUACACAAACCAAUAUAUGGAAUGCAGGACAUUCAUUAGAGAGACAGUGAAGAUAUCGAACAACGAGGAUAUCAGUCGACUUACAACCUGCUCCUUCGCGUUGCUGGGACACGUCCAUCUUAUGACGACGUCGAACGGAAAGGAUUGCUGUGAGACAGUCUGCCCUGCUUUGAAGAUGGCAGAAAAGGUGCCGGAUGCUCACGUGAAGCUCUGGGCAGCAGCUUUGCUGGGGGACGCUGUCAAGCUGCCAGGCUCAAGCAACAUCACCCUCAAACAGAACCCAGAAGUGGUGCAUGAGACUGUUAAGCAGCAGCUGCUGAGUGACUUCCUCACAUCUUCAAAGUUACCACAGCAUGAAAUUAUUCAGUGGGUGCACGGUCCACUCCCUGAGAAACUGAAAGCACUGGCAAAAUCCUCAUCAUUGCCCACAAAUCCACAAUGAUGAGAUACUAUCUGUUCCCAAGCACUCUGAAAUUACCGAUACGCUGCUUGAAGAUCUUCUCUUAUUGCAGCAGCUAUUUUCAAACUAAUUGAGACAUUACUUAUUUAUUGUUGCUCUAAUGUUUGUUGUU
Molecule: messenger RNA, 2182 nt
Organism: Symsagittifera roscoffensis
Lineage: Eukaryota; Metazoa; Xenacoelomorpha; Acoela; Convolutidae
Product: MAU2 chromatid cohesion factor homolog
Exons: 16
Coding region: 142-2052 (636 amino acids)
Biological process (GO): mitotic sister chromatid cohesion; maintenance of mitotic sister chromatid cohesion
Cellular component (GO): SMC loading complex; chromatin
Molecular function (GO): double-stranded DNA binding
Source: RefSeq, a predicted model, not a curated record